AUGCAAUCUGGGGGUAGAUCAAGGAAGGCGGCGGAAGAGGAUGAACAUGACGUGGUGCGAGGGGCGCAAGGCGAUUUGGUAAUAAGGUCCACGCGGGUGUAUGUUGGUGACACUGGUGGUGCCGCCCCAUCACCAGUUUGGCACCAUCAUAUGGAGCAUCACGGUGAUCCACCGGAGCAAUUUGACGACGAGGGAGAUAUUGUCAUGGACCUCGAUGGGGUCCCGGCGCAGCACGAGACAGGAGUUUUCAUGAUAUCGUGCAUGUUUUGGAAUUGCCAGGGCGCGGGUGGCAAGCCGUUCCUACGCGUCCUUAAGCACCUCAUUAAUUCGUAUAAACCAGGCAUCGUGAGCCUUUUUGAACCUAAAGUCUCGGGUGGCCAAGCGAAUGAUAUUUGCACAAAAAUUGGCUUCUCGAACUGGAUUAGAGUGGAAGCAGUCGACUUCAGUAGUGGUAUCUGGGUUUUCUGGAAAGAUCCGAUGCAAAUCUCAGUUCUUCGAACUCACCCUCAAUAUGUUUUAAUGCAGGUAUGCAUGCUAGGCCAAACGCCAUGGUACCUCGCAUCGGUUUAUGGAAGUCUGGCACACCAUCUGCGCCGGAGGCUUUGGAAUGAUUUGCGUCAAGUAGAACGUGGUUUUUCGGGACCUUGGCUCGCAGCGGGGGACUUUAACACAGUCCUCAACAAAGAUGAGACGAGCAACUAUAGCUCGUUCUCAUCUUACAGAAGUGCGGAUUUCGGAACCUGGAUCCAGGAUGAAGGGCUCAUUGACCUGGGGUUCACAGGGGCCAAGCUUACGUGGGUAAAGAACGGUAAUGCAGAGUCCAUCAAAGGAGCACGGCUGGAUCGGGCCCUUUGUAAUACAGAAUGGCGUACAAGGUUCCCAGGUGCAAAGGUUACUCACCUAGCUCGCAUUGCUUCUGAUCAUGCUCCUUUAUUUUUGCAUGUUGAUGGGGAAAGACAAAAGGUCCCCCGUGCACCCUUCGUCUUUCAGGCAGCCUGGCUUACUCACACGGGCGUAAACGAAGUAGUUGAACGCGCCUGGAACUCAGACAGAGGGGUCCUGGAGAAUACCCGGCGAGUGGCCAGCGAGCUAGCCACCUGGAAUAUGGAGUCUUUUAGAAACGUGUUCAAACAUAAAAGGGUGUUGAUGUCCAGAAUCAGUGGUAUUCAAAAGGUGUUGGCAGGGGCCUACCACAAAGGCCUUGCUAAGCUCGAUCUCAAACUCAGGGAGGAGCUCGAGACCAAUGACUAUGGCGUGUGGCUUACGGAGGAGAAGGAUCUUCGGGACCAUAUCCAAGAGUUCUACAUCAAUCUCUUCUCAAUUGAGCCGAGCGAGGGUAAUGUUACUAAUCUGGGAGCUCAAUUCCCCCGCCUACGCAGGUCGGAUUGGAUUUGUUUUAACAGGGCGGUCUUAAAAGAGGAGGUCCAUCUAGCUCUUAAGGAUAUGAAACCUUUCAAAGCCCCAGGCCCCGAUGGCCUACAAGCAGGUUUCUACCAGCAUAUGUGGGACGUAGUAGGGGACGACGUUUUUCUCUUGGUAAAAGAGGCAUUCGCGACCGGCACCCUUCCGGAAGGCCUAAAUGAAACCCUCAUUGCCCUGAUCCCAAAAGUCAAGGACCUGGAAAGUAUAAAGCAAUUUAGGCCCAUCAGUUUGUGUAAUGUGAUCUACAAAAUCGUCACGAAGACCAUCACCAAUCGCCUGAAGAGAAUCCUUCCAAAGAUAGUAGGCCCUUUCCAAAGCUCGUUUGUACCUGGACGUCAAAUUUCGGAUAAUGUCCUAAUCUUUCAGGAAGUUAUGCACACAAUCCGUGAAAAGCAGGGAGCGAAGGGGUAUAUGGCAAUCAAACUUGACCUAGAGAAAGCAUAUGACCGUCUAUCGUGA
This is a messenger RNA of Ipomoea nil (Japanese morning glory), 1881 nucleotides long. RefSeq lists its product as uncharacterized. The record is from RefSeq and is a predicted model, not a curated record. Gene Ontology annotation, molecular function: catalytic activity. NCBI's taxonomy places the organism in Eukaryota, Viridiplantae, Streptophyta, Magnoliopsida, Solanales, Convolvulaceae. The coding region runs from base 1 to 1881 and encodes 626 amino acids. The transcript has 3 exons.